Molecule: messenger RNA, 4294 nt
Organism: Papaver somniferum (opium poppy)
Lineage: Eukaryota; Viridiplantae; Streptophyta; Magnoliopsida; Ranunculales; Papaveraceae
Product: mediator of RNA polymerase II transcription subunit 15a-like
Exons: 11
Coding region: 178-4173 (1331 amino acids)
Biological process (GO): regulation of DNA-templated transcription
Molecular function (GO): chromatin DNA binding; transcription coactivator activity
Source: RefSeq, a predicted model, not a curated record
UAAAUCUCCAUAUUAUAAAUUUCACUUCCUCUUUCCCAAACAAUCCCAAUUUUGAUCGACUUUAGUUUCUAGGGUUUUUACGCAACCAAGGGAUAAUCCCAUUUUUCAUUCACUUUGAUUUUAGAAUUUCAUCCUCCUCGUCUUCUUCGUGACUCUGCGAAAGUUGAACCGCCUAACAUGGAGGACGCUGCUGAUUGGAGAACACAUGUUCAACCUGAUUCUCGACAGAGAAUUGUCACUAAGAUAUUGGAAACACUGGAGAGACAAGUUCCAAUUUCUGGACCAGACGUAUUGGCAGAACUUAAUAAAGUUGCUGUAAGAUUGGAGGACAUAAUAUUCACUAUUGCUACCAGUCAGACGGAUUAUCUUCAAAAAAUAUCUUUGAAGAUGCUGGCAAUGGAGACAAAAUCUCAAACAAAUGAAGUUGCUAAUUCUUUUCCCUUAAAUACUGGUGGUGGUAGCCAAAAUCCUCAAGAUCCAGGUCAGUCACAAAUUCCUUUAGCGAACCAGUAUGAAGCACGGCAGCAGCUAUUAUCCCAGAACAUUCAGAAUAAUAUCGGAAAUUCUGGAAUCCAUGAACCUCUAGCAUUGUCAUCUGCAUUGCCUUCUGGGGCCAGUCUCACUCAGUCCUCGAUGCCCAAUGCUGUUAAUCAGGGAUCCAACAUACAGUCUGGAAUGACACAGAAUUCUUCUGGAAAUCUAGUUGGUCAAGGAGGUGUAGCAUCGAAUAUGUUUGCUAACUUAACAACCCAGAUGCAAGGAUGGCAGCUUCCACAACAGACCGGUUCUCAACAACAGCAGUUUUGGUAUCAGCAACAACAGUUGCAACAACACCUUUUGAAGCUGGACCCUCCUCCUCCUCCGCAGCAGCUACUGGGAAACAUUCCAUUCUCCAUUAUGCAGGCACACAUACAGCAACAACAGCAGCUAACUCGAUUGCAAUCUACUCAACAACCUCAUAUGCAAAUGUCAUCUGGUCUUCAGCCAAGCCCGUCCAUACUUCAACAGACUCAGCACUCUGUGAUGCAAUUGUCUUCAGGUCUUCAACAGAACCUGCAAUCUGCCGCUGCACAGUCCACACCAAAUGGUCUUCAACAACAUCCAUUGAGUGUCCUCAGGCAACCACAUCAACGGUAUCAACAGUUCAUGCAGCAACAAGCUCCAGUUCUGCAUCAGCAACAGCAUUCGGUUUUUCCUUCACAGCAGCAUCCGCAGCAGAAAAUAAAUGCCCCAAACUUGCAACAGCAGCAUUUAGUUGGGCAACAAAAUGUAUCCAAUAUGCUGCAACAACAGCAGCAGCAGCAACAGGGAUCGCUAAACCAACAGAAUAAUAUUGCAAAUAUGCAACAACAUUUGCUUGGAAAAAAUAUCCCUCAUCAGCAGCAGCUAGGUCAACAAAGUAACGUGUCAGGGUUACAGAAGCAGCAACAGCAGCUAAUGCAUACCAUACAUCAGCAAAAGGGAAAGGUGCAACAACAACAAAAUGCACAGGUAUCAACAAAUAUGUUACAAAUCCAAGGGAAACAAGCACAAACUCAACCAGCACAACAACAACUUAUGUCUCAGCAUCCAUCUCAAACAACGCAAAUGCAUCAGCAACUGCGAUUGCAGUACCAGCCAGAUUCAUUACAAAGGAAUAUGCAACAAACGAUUCUGACAUCUGGUGGCUCGAUGCUUAGCCAUCAAAGUUUAUUGGACCAGAAGCAAGUGUUUCAUUCACAAAUACCACCUCCAGAGGCCUCAUCAAUGUCAAUAGAUGCAGCAAUAACCGGAAAUGCAACCACAACAGAAAAUGCUGUCUACGUGCAGGAGGAAGUUUAUCAGACUAUUAGGUCCAUGAGAGAAAAAUACUUACCAGGUCUUAGUGGCAUGCACCAGAAGAUCUCUCAAAAAUGCCAACAGCAUGAUUCUCUUCCACAACCACCAAAGUCUGAACAAAUUGAGAGGCUCAAAAUUUUCAAGGACAUGUUGGACAAGAUGAUGAGGUUCUUGAAUCUUCCUAAAACUAGUGCGAUACCUAGUUUGAAGGAUAAGCUGCCUUUGUAUGAGAAACAAAUCUUGAAUUUCCUGAGCUCGAAUCGUGCAUGGAAUCCUGGUCCACUGCAGCAACAAAUUCAGCCAACUGUUGUCCUUCCGCUCUCUAUACAGCAACAACAGCAGCAGCAGCAACAUCAACAACUGCAGCAGCAGCAACAUCAACAACUGCAGCAGCAGCAGCAGCAGCAACUUCCCUCAACGUCAAUAGAUGCAGCAAUAACAGGGAAUGCAGUCGACCCGCAAGAGGAAGUUUGUCAGACUAUCAAGUCCAUGAGAGAAAAAUACUUGCCGGGUCUUAGUGACAUGCACCAGAAGAUCUCUCAAAAAUGCCAACAGCAUGAUUCUCUUCCACAUCCACCAGAGUCUGAACAACUUGAGAGGCUCAGAACUUACAAGAACAUGUUGGACAGGAUGAUAGGGUUCCUGAACCUUCCCAAAAGUAGUAUGAUACCUAGUUUGAAGGAUAAGCUGUCUUUUUAUGAGAAACAGAUCUUGAAUAUUCUGAACUCGAACCCCCCGAGGAAAUCUGGUGCACUGCAGCAACAAAUUCAGCCAACUGGUGGCCACUCACUCUCUAUACAGCAACAACAACAGCAGCAGCAGCAACGUCAACUGCAACAACAACAGCAGCAACAACAGCAAGAAGAGGAGCAGCCACAACAACAACAACUGCAGCAACAAAACCAGCAGCAGCAACAACAUCAGCAGCAGCAGACACAAUCUCAAAAUCCUCUGCGGCAGCAGUAUGAAAACCAGAUGAACUCCCAUAUGCAACCAACGAUCCUGCAAAAUUCUGUAUUAUCUACGCAACCAACUGCUGUGACAAGCAUGAAUGGUUCCUUGACUCCAAACCAUGUAGGUGUUUCAACGUCACAAUCUAACCUGCUAAAUUCUUUGCAACCUGGCUCUACUAUGAUGUCGGGCCAAGGAAACGGUUCCAGUUCAUUGCAACUGGUUUGUGUGGGUUCCACCCUUCAAUACCAAAGCGCUGGAAAUGCACUCCAACAGGGAAACUUGAACACUAUGUCACAAAAUACUGUUAAUGGAUUACAGAAUAAUGUUAAUUCCCUUCAGAUGAACCCAGACAUGCUUCAACAACAUCCACAUCUGAACCAACAACUUCAGCAACAGCAGCGCCAGAUGCAUAAUCAGGAGCAGCAACAGUUCCAGCAGUUGGUGCACCAGUCUCAAAAGCCACAGCGAUCUGCUCAAUUGCAGGGGCAUCAAAUAUCACAGCUUCAGCAGAUGAGGGAGGAUUUGAAAUUUAGACAGGGAAUGGGUUACAAAGAAGGAAUGUCUGAGCAACACCUUGCUGCUGCUGGCCUUUGGGCACCAUACAACCAUCAAGUAAAGCUUGGUUCUUCAUUUCCUAUAUCUUCCCCUCAAAUGCUUUCAGUGGCAUCCCCACAACUUUCUCAGCAUUCACCACAAAUUGACCAGCAAAGCCUUUCAUCAUUCCUUACAACAACAGGAACACCUCUGCAACCUGCAAACCCACCCUUAAUUGUCCCUUCUCCUUCUACACCCCUGGCUCCUUCUCUAAUACCUGGGGAUCCCGAGAAACAGACUUCUGGUGUUUCCUCUCUGUCAAAUGCAGGAAAUGUUGGGGAGGCACAUAGUACUGCUUCACUUGGUCAAGUGCAAUCUCUUGCUAUCGACACUCCUGGGAUAUCAGCCUCCCCCUUGCUGGCGGAGUUGACUUGCCCAGAUGGUAAUCAGGUCACAUCCUCCACAAUCACUAAGCCAAGUACUACAGAGCAGCCUUUAGAGUGCUUAUUGAAAGAGGUAAAAUCCAUGUCUCCUAAAGCAUUUAGUGCUUCCGCCAGUGACUUUGGGUCAGUCAUUAGUAUGAUCGACAGGAUAGCUGGAUCUGCACCAGGUAUUGGAUCAAAAGCUUCUGUGGGUGAGGAUUUGGUUACUAUGACAGAAUCUCAUAUACAAGCAAGGAAUUUCGUUCAACAAGAUGGAAGCUCAGCAACAAAGAAAAUGAAGCGUCACACAACUGCAGUUCCCUUGAAUGCCAUGUCAUCAGCUGGCAGUGUGAACGAUAGUUUCAAGCAGGUAGUCACUAUUGAAUUGUCUGAUGUUGAGUCAACUGCGACCUCUAGGAUGAAAAAACCUCGAGUUGAGGUAUGACGUUUGACAUGAUAUUCAUCUAAUGGUACAGCCUUAAGAUUGAUGUAAGAGAAACAAUAUGGGAAUCCAUUUUCGUUCCAUUUUUAUAUGAAAGAGGAAGGUACAUCUGCAGUUCCAUUUU